Mugil cephalus (flathead mullet) is the source of this 2086-nucleotide messenger RNA. RefSeq names its product ankyrin repeat and SOCS box containing 11 (gene asb11). The transcript is spliced from 7 exons. Gene Ontology annotation, biological process: protein ubiquitination; intracellular signal transduction; positive regulation of protein catabolic process. Gene Ontology annotation, molecular function: protein binding. NCBI's taxonomy places the organism in Eukaryota, Metazoa, Chordata, Actinopteri, Mugiliformes, Mugilidae. The record is from RefSeq and is a predicted model, not a curated record. Bases 497 to 1378 code for a protein of 293 amino acids.
UCAAGGAUAACAAUUUGCUUUAGUGGGCUGUUAGUGCAGUAAAAUGUUGCUGACUUGAGAUUUUCAAGAUACUACCACCACUGGUCAACAUUUUAGGUCUCAAGAGUUUAUUUUGAUUUGCUUUGUUCUGUUAUUUCUUGAAAAAACAGUAAGUUGUCAGUAUCAGUUCUUGCUUAUCCAAGAUAUCUAAAGUCUGAGAAACUUGUCCAAACGUGUGGGGUUUUUUUUCUGUUGUUGUUCCAUGCAUGCACGACUAUAAGUGCUUUGUACGAGGGGUUUCAGCUCAGGUCCAUUCCAAGGCCCAUUGUUAUGCACAUUCAGUAGACUGUAUCCCUGUAUAACUGGGCUUAGGAUGGGCGGGAGGUGGUAAUGUGGGGGAUGUGUCCAAGGACCCUGAUAAGAAGGGGGAGGAAGGCCUGCUUCAGGUUUGUGUACCCGACUGGUUGAGCUCAAGUCCUGGACAGUCGUGGAGGAGUCUGUUGUUUUAAUUUCCGCCAUGUCCGUGGUUCAAACACAGCUUUCCUCGUGGUCACAACCUUUUCAGAGGCCUUUAUACGUCUAUGGUGGGCUGGUAUGCAACUCCCUGAUGGCCGACUACUGGUCAGACAGAACUCCUCUCCAUGAGGCGGCCUACCAGGGCAGACUGCUCCACUUGAGGAGCCUCCUCGCUCAGGGUUUUCAUGUGGACACUCUCACCAUGGACAGAGUCUCUCCUCUCCACGAGGCUUGUCUCGGAGGCCAUUAUGCUUGUGCCAAGUUCCUUCUCGACAACGGGGCCAAUGCCGAGGCAGUAUCAACAGAUGGCGCCACACCACUCCUGAAUUCUUGCAGAAGCGGGAGUGCAGCUUGUGUCAGGCUCAUUUUGCAGCACAGCACCUCCAUCGUCAGCACUCAGCUGGCAUCUCCCAUCCACGAGGCUGCAAAGAAAGAUCACAGAGAGUGUCUGGAGCUGCUGCUGUCCUGUGGGGCCCCUAUUGACUUGGAGCUGCCAGAGGUGGGAACCCCCCUAUAUACUGCCUGCGUGGCACAAGCUGUAGCUUGUGCUGAGGUGCUGCUACAUUCAGGAGCAGAUGUUCAAGCAGGAUGUGGGCAGGACAGUCCUUUACAUGCUUCGAUUCGGGGUGGAGGAGUGAAGGUGGUGGACCUGCUGCUGGACUUCGGGGCUGACAGGUGCUGCAGAAACGCAGAGGGGAAGACUCCUCUGGAUCUGUCAACGGCUAACAGCGCAGUGAGAUCGGCACUGCAAACAAGAGGUCCUUGCUCUCUGUCUCAACUCUGUCGCUUCUGUAUUCGCCGAAGUCUCGGAAAGAAUCGUCUGCAAAGAGCCUCCAGCCUCUAUCUUCCUCACAGUGUCAAGGACUUUCUUCUCUACCAGUAAGGUGUCACCAUCUUGAUUGUGUGUUUUCUUCACUCAGUUACAUGUGAAAUACAAACAGUGUCAUUCUGAGAAUGGGACAUGGUUUUACUCUGUAUGUUAUAAUACAACUGUGUCUAAUUUUUUUAAUAAUUGCUCUUCAGAGAUUAGUUUAAUAAAUGUUUUGGAUUUGGAUUUAAAGUUUGGAAGAUCCAGGAUAGGUUGAAUUGAUCUUGCAGAGACUGUUAUGUGCCAUAUUUUGCAUUUUUUUACACUUAAGUAAAUUAAGUUUUCCAAUUCCUAUGGACUUUAUUCUACAUUUUUACACAUCAAACUCUUUUUUAUAUGCACAUGUGGGAAUUUUCUUCAUUUAACACCUUUUAUCACUAUCAACCUAAACCAAUAGGCUGUAUUAAACCUGAAGACUGAAAGCAAGAGGUUGAGUUGCAUUGUGGUUAAUGUUGCUGCCAGGUUUCUAAGACAAAAAGUCCACUGAAUACAUUAAGUACUCCUUAAAGAUUAGAUGUAGGCUAUAGUAAUACCACAGAAACAGACAUAUUAAAACGUGACUGUAUGUUGUGUUUUGCCAACGCCUUUUCCAACAUGUUGUAUUCGUGUGUAAAUCUUUAAAUCACGUGAUGAGGUUUGAAUGAGGAAACUGGAAAAGACCUCAGACGUGAAGUUAAUGACAUGAAAAAUAUGGAAAGGUUUUAUCGAAUAAAGUGAAGUGUG